UGUCCAGUGCUUGCGAUUACCUUUGACUAUGAAGUCAGCGCAGUUAUUCAACACACGUAUCUUCUUCUUCAGGGCGGAUUCUCUGACGGUUACUUCAUCUACAACAACGAUACCUUCGACAUCAACAAUCAAGGCGUGGUCUCCCUGAGGAAGGACGUCACUUUGGACAGAGAGACAAAGGACAGCUACAUUUUACAGGUGGUGGCAGUGGAUCAGCUGGUUGACGGAUUCAGUUCCACGGCUCAGCUCAACAUCUCCGUCCUCGACUACAACGACAACGCCCCGCAGUUCCCGGUCAUCCCCGACCCCCUGCAGGUCCUGGAGGGCGACUACUCCGAGAAAAACCCUAGAGAAAUCCUCAUGAUCGUGCCCACCGACGCCGACCUCGGCCCCAACGGAGAAGUCACCCUCUCCCUCACCUCCCCUCACCCACUCUUCAGAUUCAGAGAGGACGGGAUGCUGCUGGCUGUCGGACCUCUGGAUCGGGAGAGCAAGGAAACAUAUGAGCUGGUGGUGAAGGCCUCAGAUAACGGCAGCCCACAGAGAGAGAACAUCACCACCAUCAGAGUGAGCCUCGUGGACGUCAACGACAACAGACCUGAGUUCAGCUCCAGUAGCUUCGCCAUCAGCGUCCUGCUCAAAGACGCCGAGGAGGGGAAGCUGCUGCUGACGCUGUCCGCCUCCGACAGAGACCAAGGGAACAACUCGCUCAUCAGAUACAG
Molecule: messenger RNA, 722 nt
Organism: Notothenia coriiceps (black rockcod)
Lineage: Eukaryota; Metazoa; Chordata; Actinopteri; Perciformes; Nototheniidae
Product: cadherin-23-like
Exons: 4
Biological process (GO): homophilic cell-cell adhesion
Cellular component (GO): plasma membrane
Molecular function (GO): calcium ion binding
Source: RefSeq, a predicted model, not a curated record